Molecule: messenger RNA, 1771 nt
Organism: Camarhynchus parvulus
Lineage: Eukaryota; Metazoa; Chordata; Aves; Passeriformes; Thraupidae
Gene: VPS26C
Product: VPS26 endosomal protein sorting factor C
Exons: 8
Coding region: 38-931 (297 amino acids)
Biological process (GO): intracellular protein transport
Cellular component (GO): endosome
Source: RefSeq, a predicted model, not a curated record
CGCGGGUCACGUGAGGCGGCGGUCACGUGACGGAGCGAUGGGGACGGCGCUGGACGUGAGGGUGAAACGCGCCGGGAAAGUCUAUCGGGAUGGGGAAAUUCUUUCUGGAGUGGUGGUCAUAACCAGCAAGGACACGGUGCAGCACCAGGGGAUCUCCUUAACCAUGGAGGGCUCCGUGAAUCUGCAGCUCAGUGCCAAAAAUGUGGGGGUGUUUGAGGCCUUCUGCAACACUGCCAAGCCUAUUCAGAUUAUCAACAGCACCAUUGAGAUGGUGAAACCAGGGAAGCUCCCCAGUGGCAAGACAGAAAUUCCCUUUGAAUUCCCACUGCAAAUGAAGGGCAACAAGGUUCUGUAUGAGACAUACCAUGGAGUCUUUGUCAAUAUCCAGUACACCCUGCGCUGUGACAUGAGACGUUCCCUGCUGGCAAAGGACCUGACCAAGACUUGUGAGUUCAUUGUCCACUCCAUGUCACAGAAAGGGAAGCUGCUGCCGAGCCCGGUGGACUUCACCAUUACUCCUGAAACUCUGCAGAAUGUCAAAGAGAGAGCCUCCCUGCCCAAAUUCCUGAUCAGAGGGCACCUGAACUCCACCAACUGUGUGAUCACGCAGCCGCUGACGGGGGAGCUGGUGGUGGAGAGCGCCGAGGCGGCCGUCAAGAGCAUCGAGCUGCAGCUCGUGCGUGUGGAGACCUGUGGGUGUGCUGAGGGCUAUGCCAGGGAUGCCACGGAGAUCCAGAACAUCCAGAUCGCCGACGGCGACGUCUGCAGGGGCCUCCCCAUCCCCAUCCACAUGGUGUUCCCCAGGCUCUUCACCUGCCCCACCCUGGAAACAACCAACUUCAAAGUGGAGUUUGAAGUGAACAUCGUGGUCCUCCUGCACGAUGACCAUCUCAUCACAGAGAACUUCCCCCUGAAGCUCUGCAGGAUGUGAACAUCCACAGGAGAAGAAGCAGGGAAGGAUUUUCUGGGAAUUCCUCAGAGGGAAAGUGGAACUUUAUCCAUGCCUGGCUUCAGCUGGAGCCACCUCACUCCCUUCUUCUGUGGGCACUUCUUGUGCUUCCACUUUGUUAACCUGGCCAAGACUUUGCCUCUCUGCAUUUCCCAGUCCUGCUGCCUUCAACAACCACGUUUUUCCCAAUUUUUCUCAGGCAAAUCCUGAAGGAAUCAUUCUGUAGCUUUCUACAGCUUGUAGAAGUAUGUAGCAGGUUCCUCUCUUGGUUUAAUUUUGUAAUAUUUGUUCCAAAGUCCUUUGAAGCCCCCUUAAAACUCAUAAAUCCCAUUCCAGCCAUACUGGGAGGGUAUGGGAAUUGUGACAGAAUGAGAAAUAAGGUCUUGGAAGAUCUAAAAAAUGGUGCUACAGCUCUGGAAGGUGGUGCUGUGGGAUCUGUCCCAAGGUGGAUGGGAAAUGAGUGAUUUCAAAUCACACCAAGCAAAUUUUGGUCAAACUGCAAACAGCAGGAAUUAAUUGGAGAAAUUCAUUGAUGUGUUUGUGACUGUACAGCUUAAAGGAGAAGUAAUUCAGUAAGAAAUAACCUUCCCAACACAAACAGGCUGUAGAUUUUGAUGUUGUUUUCAUGGAACAGCCACAACUUGUGCAUUUUCCAUUAAUUUUCCAUGUGGGGCAGAGGCAGGCUCAGGCUAUAUUAUUGUCGUGGGUUUACAGGAAGCAGGUUUUCUGGGAAUGGAGUGGCCAGAGGCCAAUAGGUGUUCAGAUUUUAAAUUGACACCAGGCUUGGCCACUGAGGGUGGAUGCGCCUCUGAGAACACAGGG